This is a messenger RNA of Lonchura striata (white-rumped munia), 749 nucleotides long. It is a transcript of the gene SELENOH, whose product is annotated as selenoprotein H. Lineage: Eukaryota; Metazoa; Chordata; Aves; Passeriformes; Estrildidae. Gene Ontology annotation, cellular component: Golgi apparatus. The record is from RefSeq and is a predicted model, not a curated record.
GCAUCGCCGGGGACUGGCCCAUCCGGGCCCUCUCCCACAGUAGUGUCCCCACAGGGACCCACUUUUCACUCCCCGGACAGCGGGGUACCUGAGCUCCCUUCUCACCCCGGAGUGGCAUUCCUGCAGCCGGCGUAGGCUCCACCGCCUCGGCUCUCCCAGGAUGGCUCCCCGCGGGAGGAAGCGCGGAGCCCAGCAGCCGGCGGCGGCCGAGGCACCGGAGACAGCGGGAGCUCCGCAGAAGCGGGCGCGGGCCCAAGCCCAAGACGAGUGCAGCCCCGGGGACAUCGGCCCCCGUGUCGUCAUCGAGCACUGCAAGAGCUGACGCGUGUUCGGGCGGAACGCGGCGGCGGUGAGCGCGGCCCUGCGCGGGGCCAUGGCGCACCUCCCCGUGGACAUCAACCCCCGGCCGCCGCGCAGGAACAGCUUCGAGGUGUCCCUGGUGAAGGAGGACGGCAGCACCGUGGAGCUGUGGAGCGGUAUCGGGAAGGGGCCCCCCCGCAAGCUGAAGUUUCCCCAGCCGGAGACAGUAGUGGAAGCCCUGAAGAGCAGCUUGGCAUAGAGGUGUUGGCCAGCCAAGCCAGGAUCGGCACAGGCGGCAUGAGCGUCCAUGAAGAGGCGAGACCAAGUGGGGGGCACCCACCUGCCCCAGUCCCGUCCCUGAUGUUGCAGCUCUGCCACUGCCAGACCCCUGGCUCCCUCCACACCCCGUUGUCCCCCCAAUCUCCAAUAAAGUUUAGUACUCCACAGCA